Nipponia nippon (crested ibis) is the source of this 1938-nucleotide messenger RNA. Lineage: Eukaryota; Metazoa; Chordata; Aves; Pelecaniformes; Threskiornithidae. The record is from RefSeq and is a predicted model, not a curated record.
AUGUCUGGUGCAGUUGGGGCAGGAGUGGAGGGGAAGAGGGACGCAGCCUGCGGCGCCCAGAUAAGCGGCUGUUUAUCUUCCUCCCGAUGCUGCCGGCCGUGCGGCCGCCGCGCCAAGGGGAGGAAGCACUGGACAAUAGACCCUGGGAGAGCCGAGGGCUGCGACCUGCAGCCGGUGACGGCGAAGCUGCCCAUCACCCUGUCCUAUGCCACCAGCACGGUGCCGCGGGGCUGUGUCAGCAGCAGCUCCACAGGCACUGACCGUGAAGUCCACAUCCUCAGCGUCAAGUGGUCCAAGGACUCUGCCUUCCCGCUGCAGGUGUCCGUCACGCCGCGAUCCGGUGGCUGCACCCACUCAGUGAUUCUCAUCCUCCUGUGCGCCCACUGCUCAGCCAACGUCACCUCCCCGUGCAAGGACCUGCUCAUCCACACCGAUGCCCUCCUCUUCCCGGGGACCACCGCGACACGGGGCCCUGAGCUGCCCACGGCCACCGGCGAGGGCCAGCUGCUGGCCUGGGCUCGGGACACCUACAGGAGCAUCACGUCCUACAGCGAGCUGCGGGACCCCCGCUGGGUCCAGCUCCACCUGGGAGAAGGCACUGCCAGACCCCUGGACUGCAUCCCCCAGGAGAACUUCAACGCCACGCUGCACCUCGAGACUGAGGUCUUCUUCCACGGGGUGAAAGGCUGCUCACGUGGGGAUGCCCAGAGCACCAGGGCUGCCCACAUCGUCCGCCUGCAGCCUGAGCCCAGCUCCCCCAUCACGGAGGUGAACCUGUCCCUGAGCUGUCCCGAGAGAACUGUGAGCAACCAGAUCCUCAUCCUGCAGAGCUGGGCCAACUUCACCUGGUCCCUCUCCGUCAACAACAACUGCCACAUCCAGUUCCUGGUCUCUGGGAACUACAGGAUCGCACCCAUCUCCUCGCUGCUGCUCCCUGGGGAGCGCCUGCCUGACACGGAGCAGGGCCUUAUCGCCAAAGCCUUCGAGAAGAACUACAGCGUCAUCGCCUCCUACUCCACCAUCCCCGCCAGCACCCACGUCAGCCUGGAGAUCCAGGAGCAUGAGGUGGUCAGGGGGGUGCCUGUGACGCCCGCCCCCCCAGCACCCACCACCCACUCGCUGCCCCAUGUGGUGCUGCUCAUGCUUCAGCCCUGGAAGUGCACGGACGAAACCAUGGAGAUCGUCAUCGCCAGAUCCCACCUGGAGCCCAUCAAGGACGUGGUGAACAUCACCCUGCGGGACAUCAGCUGCCAGGCAGAGAAAAACGCCACUCACUUCAUGCUGAAGACCCCCCUCAGCCACUGCGGCACCUCGCUGGAGGGCAGGGGCCACGCCAACAAUGAGCUCAUCCUCAACCUGGCCAAGGGUGCAACGUUCCAGAGUGUGCGGGUAAGAGCGGGAUCUCCCAGCGGGCCCAGGGGCAUCCAUGCGGUGGGAGGACCACCCGGCCGACCUGCAGCUGAAGGCGUGCUGGCUGGCGGCGGCGGGGGGGGAGCCCGUGCCGCGGGGGGGGGGCGGGGGGAGCCGGUGCUGCUGGUGCAGGGCGGGGAGGCACGUGGCACGGGGGGGACAGUGCUGGAGGGCCCCCCCAGCAGCCACGGGAGGAAGGUCUGGCGCUUCCGCUUCACCUACGCCAUCCCCGAGGGCGGGCGCAUCCCCUUCUCUGCCACCCUCAAGUGCAAGGCCGGCUUGCAGGUCAGCAACAACACCAUCUUCGAGAAGGUCCUGGAGGUGACGGUGAAGGACAGCUGGCGGCCACCCAACAACCGCGGGCUGGGGCUGGCCGCCGUCCUGGGCAUCACCUUCGGCGCCUUCCUCAUCGGAGCACUCCUCACAGCCGGGCUCUGGUACAUCUAUUCACACACCCGUGAGCCACGGACCAGGCUGCUGUGUUGCCAUCACCCGUAUGGCCCUCCUGGCAACGCCACAGAGGAAUAA